UUGUAGCGUAUUUACAAGUGCAUUGCAUCAAGCUUCUUGGACAUGUAUUUUUACGAUUUUGCCAAUAUAUUUCGCUCAACAUAUAGUAUUUUUACUACGGGAAGCUAGGUUUAAGAAUAUCGCGUACCUCUGCAAUGGAGAUUACUCGCGCUAGACCUUCGCUCUUUGGAGACAUAGCGCACGGCCUGGGCUUUUGGACGGACCGCUCGGAGGUGCAUGAGGCCGCCGCGCAAGGCCGCGCCCUGCAGCUGCAGCGGCUGAUCGAGAGCGGGGCGUCCGUCAACAUCGUGGCCGUGGACUCCAUCACCCCCCUCCACGAGGCGUGCAUACAGGGGCAGACGCAGUGUGUCAGACUGCUGCUGGAUGCGGGAGCGCAGGUGGAUGCGCGGAAUAUUGACGGGAGCACACCGCUGUGCGACGCCUGCGCGGCGGGGAGCCUGGAGUGCGUGAAGCUGCUGCUGGACCGCGGCGCCACGGUCAACCCCCCACUCUUCACCUUCUCGCCCCUGCACGAGGCCUGCAUGGGGGGUAACUCUGACUGCGUGCGGCUCAUGAUCGCUAAGGGCGCCCACAUGGAGGCGCACGACUGCCACUUCGGGACGCCGCUGCACGUGGCGUGCGCCAGGCAGCACGUGGACUGCGCCAAGGUGCUGCUCAACGCAGGUGCCAAUGUCAAUGCUGCCAAGCUGCACGAGACGGCGCUCCACCACGCAGCGAAAGCGAAGAACGUGGACCUGAUCGAGAUGCUGAUUGAGUUUGGGGGGAACGUGUACGCCAGGGACAACCUCGGCAAGAAGCCCAUCGACUACACCAGGCCCGGCUCGCCCCCUGCCAUCUGUUUAGCAUUUUAUGAAGGCACACCCCUCAGUCUGCAGCACCUGAGCCGGCUCGCUCUGCGGAUGGCGCUCGGUACGAGAGCUCUGGAGGCCGUGUCCAAGCUCAACCUGCCCACCCGGAUCAUCAACUACCUCUCCUAUUACUGACAGACUCUACAUGUCUUUAUCGAGCUAAUUUUUGCUGAUCUCCUGCAGACACAAGGAAGUGUGACAUAAGGGAUGAAGUAGCCAAUCUGCUUCAAGGGACAAUGAGUAAAUGAGAUCAAGACUCACAGGCAUGGACUGCAGUUGGCACUGGUACUUGGGGUUGACCCCCGUGUUCUUUGCAAAUGAUAAUCCGGGGACUUCAAUAACUUACAUGAGAGGGGAAUUCAGUUUGAUGUCUAAUCCAAAAGGCACAUCUGACACUACAGUGUCCCCACCAUUGCAGCAGGGGCAUUUGAUUCCUGCUCACCUCACAAUGGA
Molecule: messenger RNA, 1301 nt
Organism: Megalops cyprinoides (Indo-Pacific tarpon)
Lineage: Eukaryota; Metazoa; Chordata; Actinopteri; Elopiformes; Megalopidae
Product: ankyrin repeat and SOCS box protein 13-like
Exons: 6
Coding region: 135-983 (282 amino acids)
Biological process (GO): positive regulation of protein catabolic process; intracellular signal transduction; protein ubiquitination
Molecular function (GO): protein binding
Source: RefSeq, a predicted model, not a curated record